ACGAUGGCCAGCGCGUCGCCGGUGAUAGUCGUUGUGCCAGUUGACCGGCGCGACGAACACCACACCACGGCAUUCCUGGAGACGUCAUCGUAUGCUUGGGUGGACGCGGCCAAGAGGAAGAGCCCAGCGAGUUCACUGCAGUGGACGUCUUCAGCCCAUCGAUACCGGCAGUAUGGCGCCUAGAGGAAUGUCUGCCGGUUCCAAUCGGUAGCUGCGGCGCCGCGCUGCUGGACGCUAGUUCCAUUCUUAUCUGCAGUUUUAGCGACGUCGCGAGGCUCCAGCGCAGCACCAGCUACACGCACCCGAGUGGCGAAUGGUGCCGGGGGGCCGAGAAACUGACCUGGCGCCAUUCGGAAGGCGUGGCGAUGCUGAAUGGGCGUCUGUACGCUGCCGGUGGCUAUGAGUUGGAGGAUUCCACGUUUGAGUUGCUGUCGUCCGUAGAAGCGUACGAUCCCGAGAGCGAUGUCUGGAGCGAGGUGGCUGCAUUGCCGCGCCGUCUGGCGUCCUUCGCCAUCGUGGCGUGUGACGGGCGGCUGUAUGUCUUUGGAGGAGAAGACGGCGAGGAAGCGUGCGGUUCGACGUUCUACUAUGAUCCCGCUGCGAAUGCCUGGGACACCCUAGCCGACAUGCCCACCGGACGCGCCGGUUGCGUGGCCUGUGUGGCUCCCAGCGGGUUGAUUUACGUUGUCGGUGGAAACGGAGAAAUGGGACGGUGUGUGGAAGUAUACGAUCGCGUGGCCAAUCAGUGGCAAAAGAAAGGGGAUCUGGUUAGGCCGCGGAGCAAUCCCGGAUGUGUGUGCCUGGAUGGGAGGUUGUACGUUCUUGGAGGGUACGCUGUCGUUGGUGAGGAGGAGGAGCAGCAUGACAGCAUCGAGGUGUACGAUGAAGACGCGGAUCGCUGGCUUCUGCACGAAUGCCAGUUGCCGCAGGCCAAGUCGCGCUUUGGCUGUGUGGUGAUGAAACUGAGGCCACCGGCAAAAGUUCCGGCCGGUAAAGACUCGCCAGUUGAAUGAUGGUUUUCCCUACGAAUGCAGAAUAAAGGGGCCUGCGUUAAACCCGGAACGGUCGGCGUUGAAUAGCAGAUAUGGAAUGAUGUUUGUUCGUUCCUCUUUUUUUCCAGGUUAACUUUUCUCGUCUGGGAUGUAUUACGUUGCGCCGUUUCCGUGCCCUGAAUAAGCCGAGCUAGAAUAAUUGUGAUCAUAAUGUUUGCCUUCUGAUGUGAUGA
Molecule: messenger RNA, 1225 nt
Organism: Paramacrobiotus metropolitanus
Lineage: Eukaryota; Metazoa; Tardigrada; Eutardigrada; Parachela; Macrobiotidae
Product: kelch-like protein 3
Exons: 4
Coding region: 366-1013 (215 amino acids)
Molecular function (GO): protein binding
Source: RefSeq, a predicted model, not a curated record